Penicillium angulare is the source of this 3708-nucleotide messenger RNA. RefSeq lists its product as uncharacterized. Bases 1 to 3708 code for a protein of 1235 amino acids. The record is from RefSeq and is a predicted model, not a curated record. Gene Ontology annotation, molecular function: catalytic activity. The transcript has a single exon. NCBI's taxonomy places the organism in Eukaryota, Fungi, Ascomycota, Eurotiomycetes, Eurotiales, Aspergillaceae.
AUGAAUAAGACAAUUCGAAUAAUCCAAUUGAAUGUGAGGAAGCAGGGUGCCGUGCAUGAAAGCUUAAUGAACGACGAACAAACUAAAGACGCAGUGGCGUUAGCGAUUCAGGAACCCCAGGCGAGGAGGAUUCAGGGACGACUCUUGACCACCCCGAUGGGACAUCACAAAUGGACGAAGAUGGUACCCUCCACCUGGAGGGAAGGCAGAUGGGCGAUCCGGAGCAUGCUUUGGGUCAACAAAGAUGUAGAAGCGGAGCAAGUGGCCAUUGAGUCCCCGGAUCUGACGGCGGCGGUCAUCCGACUACCCGAACGGCUGAUCUUUAUAGCAUCGGUCUACGUCGAAGGGGGAGAUUCCUUGGCCCUGGAUGACGCGUGUGGUCACCUGAGAAAGGCAAUUGCGAUGGUGCGGCGAGACACGGGCGCGGUGGUGAACAUCAUGAUUAUGGGAGAUUUCAACCGCCAUGAUCAACUCUGGGGCGGAGACGAGGUGUCCUUGGGAAGACAAGGCGAAGCGGAUCCAAUCAUUGACCUCAUGAGUGAAUUCGCUCUUAGUAGCUUGCUCAAACGAGGCACGAAAACAUGGCAUGGCGAAGGACAGUAUGGGGAAUGCGAGUCCACAAUUGACCUCGUCCUGGCGUCCGACAAUUUGGCAGACCUGGUGGCCAAAUGUGUAAUACACGGGACUGAGCACGGCUCGGAUCACCGGACGAUUGAGACGGUGUUCGAUGCACCGUGGUCAGCCCCGAAGCAUCAGGGACGACUUCUUCUGAAGAACGCGCCAUGGAAAGAGAUUAAUGCUAGAAUCGCGAGCACCCUGGCCACCACUCCGUCGGAAGGGACAGUGCAGCAGAAAACCGACCGACUGAUGUCCGCAGUCUCAGACGCAGUGCUUACGUUAACUCCAAGAGCGAAACCAUCGCCACACGCGAAGCGGUGGUGGACAACCGACCUGACACAACUCCGUUAUAUAUACACGUACUGGCGCAAUCGCGCUCGCUCGGAACGGCGGGCGGGGCGAAAAGUACCUCAGCUCGAAAAGAUGGCCCAGGAUGCGGCAAAACAAUACCACGAUGCCAUCCGUAAACAAAAGAAGAAGCACUGGAGCGAGUUUCUUGCAGACAACGACAACAUAUGGAAGGCCGCGAAGUACCUGCAGUCCGGGGAGGAUGCGGCGUUUGGGAAAUUACCGCAGCUCGUCAGAGCAGAUGGGACUACCACCGCUGACCAUAAGGAGCAAGCAGAGGAGCUGUUGUCCAAAUUCUUUCCCCCUCUACCGGACGUGAUUGAAGACGAAGGGACGAGACCGCAGAGAGGACCAGUGAGUAUGCUCACUGUCGGCAUGGAAGAGAUUGAAAGACAGCUUUUUGCUGCUAAGUCAUGGAAGGCACCGGGCGAAGACGGUCUACCGGCGAUAGUCUGGAAGAUGACGUGGCCAACUGUCAAGCACAGGGUUCUCGAUUUAUUCCAGGUGUCACUGAGAGAAGGCGCGUUAGCGACACAAUGGAGACACGCGAAGAUCAUACCGCUCAAGAAGCCGAAUAAAGAAAAUUACACCAUUGCAAAGGCGUGGAGGCCGAUCUCACUCCUAGCGACACUAGGAAAGAUACUCGAAUCAGUGGUUGCUGAAAGGAUCUCACACGCGGUGGAAACGCACGGAUUGCUCCCGACCAGCCACUUCGGCGCCCGAAAGCAGCGAUCCGCGGAGCAAGCGCUCGUGCUUCUUCAAGAGCAGAUCUACGCAGCAUGGCGUGGCCGACGAGUGUUGAGCUUAAUCAGCUUCGAUGUGAAAGGUGCCUACAACGGAGUGCGCAAAGAACGACUUCUCCAGAGGAUGAAAGCACGAGGCAUACCAGAGGACUUGCUCCGGUGGGUCCAAGCGUUCUGCUCGGAACGAACGGCUACCAUCCAAAUCAACGGGCAACAUUCUGAGGCUCGAAGAUUGCCACAAGCUGGUCUCCCCCAGGGCUCGCCCCUAUCUCCGAUCCUGUUCCUCUUUUUCAACGCAGAUCUUGUACAAAGACAGAUCGACAGCCAGGGGGGAGCAGUCGCUUUUGUGGAUGAUUUUACCGCAUGGGUGACCGGACCAACCGCGCAGAGUAACCGGGAAGGAAUUGAAGCAAUUAUCAAUGAAGCACUCGACUGGGAAAGGAGAAGCGGUGCGACCUUUGAAGCCGAGAAGACAGCUAUUAUACACUUUGCUCCCAAGACGCGUAAAUCGGACCAUGAGCCGUUUACCAUCAAGGGACAGCUGGUUGUACCCAAAGACCACGUCAAGAUCCUGGGUUUGUUGAUGGACACGAGACUGAAAUACAAGGAACAUAUGGCGAGGGCCGCGUCCAAGGGCCUGGAGGCAGCGAUGGAGCUUCGGCGACUUCGCGGCCUGUCCCCAGCAACGGCGCGGCAGUUAUUCACAUCAACGGUGGCGCCAGUUGUGGACUACGCCUCCAAUGUCUGGAUGCACGCGUGUAAGGACAAGGCCAUGGGGCCGAUCAAUCGAGUCCAAAGAGUUGGAGCACAAGCCAUUGUGGGGACAUUCCUCACGGUCGCGACCAGCGUAGCGGAGGCGGAGGCCCAUAUUGCCACCGCGCGGAACCGAUUCUGGAGACGGGCCGUGAAGAUGUGGACGGACAUGCAUACCCUUCCUGAAACAAACCCACUCCGCAGAGGUACAGGCCGGAUCAGAAAGUUCAGACGAUAUCAUCGCUCGCCGCUGUACCACGUGGCAGAUGCACUUAGGCACAUCGACAUGGAGACCCUGGAAACAAUUAACCCAUUCACGUUGGCCCCAUGGGACGAACGCGUACAGGCCAAUAUUGACGGACAACAUGAGCCUCAGACGGAAGCGGGCGGAUCGAUGCAGAUCGCGGUCAGCAGCUCGGCACGGAACGAGCUGGUGGGAUUUGGAGUCGCAAUCGAGAAACAGCCACCUCGAAAUCGAAAAGUGAAGCUCAAAACGUUUUCCAUCACGUUGGGCGUGAGAGCAGAGCAAAACCCGUUCUCUGCGGAGCUGGCAGCUAUGGCACAUGUGUUGAAGAUGGUAGUGGGAAUGAAAGACUACAGGAUUACGUUGCUCACAAGCAACAAAGCGGCGGCCCUCACGCUAAUGCACCCCCGACGACAGUCUGGCCAGGAGUUUGUCUGUCAGAUGUACAAGUUGAUGAGAAGGUUGCGGAGAAAUGGAAAUCGGAUCAGUUCCCACUGGAUCCCUACUAGCGAAGACAACAAACUGUUAGGUCGGGCUAAAGAACAGGCCAGAGCUGCGACACAAGAAGAUUCUCUCCCACAAGAACGCGUCCCGAGGAUGAAGUCGACCACAUUGAAUAUUGCGCGAUCCCAAGCAGUCCCCACCAAUGAACUACCACAGAACGUAGGAAGACACGCAAAACGAGUGGAUGCUGCACUGCCAGGCAAACACACCCGGCAGUUGUAUGAUCGCCUAACGUGGAAAGAAGCGACCGUACUGGCCCAGCUCCGAACCGGUAUGGCUAGACUCAAUGGAUAUCUCAAUCAAAUUAAUGUUGUAGAGACGGAUCAAUGCGAUUGCGGACAAGCAAGAGAGACCGUGGAGCACUUCCUCUUCCGAUGUCGGAAGUGGACGGCGCACCGGACGGAAAUGUUACAAUGCACGCAGACUCACCGAGGAAAUAUAUCCUUCUUCCUGGGCGGAAAACAGACUUCUGAUGAUCAGAAGUGGACACCAACCUAG